Messenger RNA from Phragmites australis (common reed), 1486 nucleotides. Its product is annotated as indole-3-glycerol phosphate lyase, chloroplastic-like. The record is from RefSeq and is a predicted model, not a curated record. Gene Ontology annotation, cellular component: chloroplast; cytosol. Lineage: Eukaryota; Viridiplantae; Streptophyta; Magnoliopsida; Poales; Poaceae. The transcript is spliced from 6 exons. The coding region runs from base 202 to 1170 and encodes 322 amino acids. Gene Ontology annotation, molecular function: tryptophan synthase activity. Gene Ontology annotation, biological process: L-tryptophan biosynthetic process.
GAAGCACCCCAUCCUUGCAACAAGAAGCCCCAAGCUUUCUAGCAUUCGAGAACGAAGCAGCUAGUAGUGUGAGCUUCCGAUCACAGCACAGCCGCUGGUAGCUUGCAAGCCAGAGUAGAUAAGAUCCAACCGAUCGAUCGAUCAGGCAACAGUCCCACCUACCGAUCGACACCGGUGCAGGUAACUGAGCUAGCGAUCGACAUGGCUUUCGCUCUCAAGACAGCAUCUCCGUCCCCGUCGUCUUCCCCGGCGGUUCAGUCGUCGCCGCUCCCGAGGCGGGCUGCGGCGGUGGCGCCGGUGCCGGGGCGGAGGAGGGCUGCGGUUGCGGUGGCUUCGUCAGCCCCGGCGCCGGCCAAGCCCGCCGGCAAGCGAUGCCUGCCUGUGUCGCAGACAUUGUCCAGGCUCAGGGCGAAGGGCAAGACGGCGUUCAUCCCGUACAUCACCGCCGGCGACCCCGACCUGACGACGACGGCGGAGGCGCUGCGGCUCCUGGACGCCUGCGGCGCCGACGUCAUCGAGCUCGGCAUGCCCUUCUCCGACCCCAGCGCCGACGGGCCGAUCAUCCAGGCUUCGACGGCGCGGGCGCUGGCGGGCGGCGUGACCCCGGACGGCGUGCUGGAGAUGCUCAAGGAGGUGACCCCGGAGCUGUCCUGCCCGGUGGUGCUCUACUCCUACUUCAACCCCAUCGUGCGGCGAGGGAUCGCCGACUUCGCCGCCGCAGUCAAACAAGCCGGCGUACACGGUCUUAUAGUGCCUGAUCUUCCUUAUAUGCCCACGUGUGCUCUCAGGAGUGAAGCCAUGAAGAACAGCCUCGAGCUGGUACUGCUGACAACACCAGCUACACCAGCAGAGAGGAUGAAGGAGAUCACGAAAGCUUCAGAAGGAUUUGUUUAUCUGGUGAGCGUCAAUGGAGUUACGGGCCCCCGCGCAAACGUGAACUCGCGUGUUCAGCCUCUGAUUCAGGAGGUUAAACAGGCCACUGACAAACCUGUGGCUGUUGGCUUUGGCAUAUCCAAACCUGAGCAUGUAAAGCAGAUUGCAGAGUGGGGUGCAGAUGGGGUGAUCAUUGGCAGUGCCAUGGUGAAGCAGUUAGGUGAAGCAUCUUCUCCCAAAGAAGGCUUGAGAAGGCUAGAGAAUUAUGUCAGGAGCAUGAAGAAUGCACUGCCAUGAUAUGCAGAUACUGCAGGACCAGUACUAAAUUCAUCGGAUCACGUAAUAAAACGCGGCGACCAGUAAACUGAAGCUGCCUUUCUUUUGGCCCUGCAGAAAGAUGUACCGUAGUCAGCCGGAAUUAUUGUUUAUUUGUAUCUCACUACUCAAAGAUUAGAUCUUCAUCACUAGAUCAUUACCGUGUACAUUAGAAAUAACCAAUCUGGCAGGAUGAAGCUAGUUGUCUUGUAACUGUUGUAAUAAGUCAACAGUAAAAAUAUAGGAUCCAUGGUACUGCAAACUGCGCUUAUGCAUAUUGCUUAGUACUCGACAUUUC